GUGACCGGGAGGAGGGCGGCCAUCUUGGUUACAAACACAAACAAGCGGCGAGAGGAGGAAGGAGCGCGAGACGCGGAGCCGCAGAGCCCUGGAAGAGCCGUCGCGGCCUCUUUCUCCUCCUCCUCCUCCUCCUCGGCCCCCCCCGGCCCGCCCCCCCCGCUGCCUCGCCCCCGCCGCCUCGCCCACCAACCCGGAGUGCUGCGGUGACAGGAGUCAAGCCGCCGGGCUUCGUCCUUGGGGUGGGGGCGGCCAAGCCAAACCGCUUUCUUCUCCGGCCACCCCAGGCUGCGGAAGCCGCUUCGGUGGGAUCGUGCCUGCUGAGGGAGGAGGAGGAGGCUGACCCUCCCUCCCUCCCUGCCUCCAUCCCUCCUUCCUUCCUUCCUCCCUUCCUUCCCUUGCUCUUUCUGCCAGCUUCCCUCCUCCUCCUCCUCCUGCCAAGGGGCAGCACCUGCGCACGGGCUCCCUCAGGCUCCUUGGGGGUUUCAUAACACCCCCACGCACGCACACCCAGCCGGAGGGAAAAAAUCACAGCUGAGUUUUAAGCUCUCCACUGUCGCUUGGGCUGUUGGGGGUCUCAGCGGGGCGUUGAGGAAGGACGUCUUAGCCGGCCAGAGAGCCGCCCCAAGACAGGAGGAUGGCCGCCGAGAUGCUGAACUUCGGGCCGGAAUGGCUUCGCGCACUCUCCAGUGGAGGCAGCGUGGCUUCCCCGCCAUCCUCCCCUGCCAUGCCAAAGUACAAACUAGCCGAGUACCGAUACGGGCGGGAAGAGAUGCUAGCACUUUACGUCAAAGACAAUAAGGUCCCUGACGAAAUCCAAGACCGUGAAUUCUCCGCCAUCCUGGAGGAGGAGCCUCUGCAGCCCCUGGCGUUGGUCCCGUUGACCGAAGAAGAGCAGCGGAAUUUCUCCAUGUCCGUCAACAGCGUGGCCGUGCUGAGGCUGAUGGGAAAGGGGGCCGGGGUGGCCCCCGCGGGGGUCUCCCGUGGAAGAGGCAGCACGCGGAGCCGAGCAGGCCGCGGGCGAGGCGAGAGCGGUUUUUACCAAAGAAGCAUCGAGGAGGCGGAAGGCGCAGCCUUUGGCCGAGGAGGGGUCCGCGAAAUCCACCGCAGCCAGAGUUGGGAUGACCGAGGGGAUCGGCGGUUUGAGAAGCCCAUCCGGCGGGAAGGAGCCCGUGCCCCCUUUGAGGAGGGGGCUCCCCCCAGCCGCAAAGACUUUGCCCGCUCGGACAGCGACAACUGGCGCACGCUGCGUGAGGAGCACGAGGAGGAGGGAGAGGGCGGCGGCAGCGCGGGGGGCGGGUCAGGAGGAAGCUGGCGGCAGAGCGGGGGGUCCCGGCGAGAGAGCGAGCGCUGGCGGUCGGCCAGCCCAGAUGGAGGGCCUCGUUCGGCCGGCUGGCGGGAGCACGGCGGGGACGGGCGGCGGCGGAAGUUUGACUUCGACUUCCGAGAGCGUGAGGAGGAGCCGCGGGGGGGACGUCGCCAUCGGCAGAGCAGUGACAGCUUUGAGGAGGAGAAGGACGGGCUGCCCGAGUGGUGCCUGGAGGAUGAGGAAGAGGAGAUGGGCACCUUUGACUCCUCAGGGGCAUUCAUGUCCCUCAAGAAGAGCCCCAAAGAGCUGUUGUCGGAGGAGCAGGAGCUGAGUUUCCAGCCGCUGCCGGAGGAGCAAGAGGAGGAGGAGGAGCAGGAGGAGCAGCCCCCAGAGGCCACGGAGGGCAACCCCAGGGCCAGCAGGGAGGUGCCCAUCAGCCCCACCACUGUGGAGAGGGCAGAGAGAGAUCAAAAGGACUCCCGGCCUGGCCCAGAGGAAAGGAAGCUGCCGGCUCCCCCGGGCACCCCCUGGCAGCCCAGCCCUCCCUUCGUCCCUCUUGCCGCCACCACCAACGCCACCGCCAGCAACUGUGAAACCCUUGUGCCGGGGAACUCUUCCAAAGCAGAGAAGCUGGCGCUGCUGCCCUGUGGCAACCCGGAGGCAGAGGCCCUGGAUGGGGACCCGGGCCCUCUCGGCUGCCCAGCCCAGCCCACCCCUGCCGCCCUCUCUCCCCUCCCCGUGGCCCCGCCUGCUGCUCCUGCUGCCGAAUUCACGGUGGGCGACAACGAGGAUGAGGACGGGAUGAAGCACCUGCAGCAGGAAGCAGAGAAGAUGGUGGCCUCCCUGCAGGACAGCUCCCUGGAGGAGGAGCACUUCGGCCAGGCCAUCCCCGAGCACCGCAACACGGCAGCCGCCUUGCCCCUCUCCCACGAAGCAGCCAUGAAGUGGUUCUACAAGGACCCCCAAGGGGAGAUCCAAGGACCCUUCACCACCCAAGAGAUGGCCGAGUGGUUCCAGGCCGGCUAUUUUGCCAUGUCGCUCUUGGUGAAGCGGGGCUGUGACGAGGGCUUCCAGCCGCUCGGAGAAGUGAUCAAGAUGUGGGGAAGAGUGCCUUUUGCGCCCGGUCCAUCCCCCCCACCGUUGCUGGUGAGCGUAGGCUGGGGGAGGGCUGGGCGGGAGCAGGGGAACCUGGACCAGGAGCGCCUGAAGAAGCAGCAGGAACUGGCGGCCGCCGCCAUCUACCAACAGCUCCAGCAACAGCAGCUGCUUCAGCUCGUCAACAGCCGGCAAUACUCCCAGUGUGCCGCCCAGCAGAAGGUGGCGUCGGGGGAUCUGAGCACCUUCCUCCAGCAGCUGCAGGCUCUCAAGCCCAGAGCCGGGGAGCAGGGCAUGAUCCCCUCCAUGAACCGAUCCAUAUCUGUGCCAGACACUGGGUCCCUCUGGGACACACAUACCUCAGCCUCAUCGCAAGCAGGCGGUGAAGCCAGUUUGUGGGAUAUUCCAAUUAAUUCUUCAACUCAGGGUCCGAUCUUAGAACAACUUCAACUACAACAUAAACUGCAAGAGCGCCGAGGGGCUGAACUCAGGGCGAAGCGGGACGAGGACGAACGGAAGCGGCGCGAAGAGGAGGAGCUCUACCGGCGCAAACAGGCAAGGCUGCCCUCCUCUUCCUCGUGGGGCCAGCAGUCCGUCAACGCCUCUUCCGGGCAGAGCAGCUUCAGCCUGGCCGACCUGCAGAAGCUGGGAGACAGUCGGACCUGCAGGGAACUUCGGGAGGAGUGCCGCCACCAGGAAAUACUGCAGAAGCUCCUGCAGCAGCAACAGCAGAACACGCAGCCCCUCUGGGGGGGCCUGGCCAAGCAGAGCCCCUCCCUGAAGGCCCUGCUGGAGUUGCAGCAGGAGAGCGACAGGCACCUGCAGAAGCCGGCCCAACCCCGGGGUCAGCAGCGAGCGCACGGCGGACACGGUCUGAGCAGCCUCUCCUCUCAGUGGGCUUCAGACGUGGGUUCGCUGUGGGGGGGCCACGAGAAGGCCGCCCCCCUCGGCCUCUGGGAGGAGAGCAUGAAGGGCCCCGGGCCCCUCGGCCGCAACCUGGGCUUGAGGAAUAGCCGGAGCAGCCCCUCCCUAGGGGACGCCUACUCCAUCUCCAGCCGGCAGAGCAGGAAGAAAACCGACGAGGAGGAGAAGCUCCUGAAGCUGCUGCAGGGCAUCCAUAAACCUGCCCAGGACGGCUUCACCCAGUGGUGCGAGCAGAUGCUGCACGCCCUCAACGCUUCCAGCAGCCUCGAUGUGCCCACCGUGGUUGCUUUCCUGAAGGAGAUGGAGUCGCCCUACGACGUCCAUGACUGCAUCCGCUCCUGCCUGGGAGACACCCUGGAAGCCAAAGAGUUUGCAAAACAGUUCCUAGAGCGCCGUGCCAAGCAGAGAGCCAAUCAGCAGCGACAACAGCAGCAGCAGCAGCAGCAGCAGGAGGCCUCGUGGCAGUCGCUCUUCCCGGCCAACCACAGCCCCAAACCGCCAUCUUUUGAGAACAGCCAAGCCGUGAAGAUCAAGAGGCGCCCCGUGAUGCUGCAUGCAGACCCCAGCAUCCUGGGCUACGCUCUUCAUGGCGCCUCCAGCGAGCUGGAAACGGUGGAGGACUACUGAGCCCCUCCCUCCUUCCCUCCCUCCAGCCGUGGGACCCCCGUCCACCCUGCCGCUGCUGCCUUGAUCUCACCCAUUUCAGUUCCAGCUGAGAGUGCCCUGCUGGAGGGGCCUACCCCCCCACCACGAGGCAGGGUUUUGGGGGCCGUCCGGGCCCCCCCGGCGAGUGAGCGCGAGGAUCAGCUGGGCCAGGCCAGACCGGAAGGAAGGCUGUUGCGCACUUCAUUCCUUAAAAAAAGCACCUUAAACAACGCCCUCUUUUUCUGCCAUGCACUUUAUCCGAACUUUGGUGGUGUUUUUUUUUUUACAGUGACUUGUUACAGAUUGAGAAAAAAAAAGGAAAAAAAAAUUUUUUUUU
This is a messenger RNA of Thamnophis elegans (Western terrestrial garter snake), 4307 nucleotides long. RefSeq names its product GRB10 interacting GYF protein 1 (gene GIGYF1). Bases 635 to 3952 code for a protein of 1105 amino acids. The transcript is spliced from 28 exons. Gene Ontology annotation, molecular function: protein binding. Gene Ontology annotation, biological process: insulin-like growth factor receptor signaling pathway. Lineage: Eukaryota; Metazoa; Chordata; Lepidosauria; Squamata; Natricidae. The record is from RefSeq and is a predicted model, not a curated record.